AUGUAUGAGCUCUUUCUUACAACGCUCGUCGACGACGAUGAUAUCCAGGCAGCUUGCUCCGUCUUGGGUGGUCUCUGCGCUAUGCCCGCCUGGCAAAGUCUCCAUCGCGUGCUCUAUUUCAAGGGCCCGGCCAAACCGGGUGGGAUCUCAAAACAGAAUUCUAUCCCUAAGACGCCGCGAAAGGACAUUCAGAUGUUGUGGAAGGACCUGCACCAGCAAUUGAGUCGCCAAUCCUACAUUCUUCAAGCUCGCUAUGAGGUGUUCAAGGACAAGGACUUCGGCCCGACCGCCCCGGAAGUGGACUUCAACGCGCGUCCCGGCACCCUUCGCUGGACUGACUUCCCCGACCCUCCCCAGAACCGCUCGUCCGUCACUCAGCGCAAGAAGACGGAGAUCUGGGACCAAAAGGACUUGAUGUCGGUUAUGAGAGACAACAAUUACCAGUUUAAGAGCGAGGCUGUUGAGGAGACCUAUCAAUUCUUCAGAGAAGAUGUCGAGUUUUGUCUCUCAAGACACUACAUUCUGCAGAUGAACGGUGACAAUGGCCCCCUCACGCACACAGGUCCGUGGGAAACCAUGUCUCCGGCCGAUCCUGGGCGGCGAUGGAUGUUUCUGAUCAAAGUCCAUGUUCACCAAGACAACAAACCUGACGAGAUCCUCAAGGCACACGAGCAACUGGCCAGCAUUCGACGCGAGCUAGAAGGCGUCUUCGAUUUUAAGAUGUUCGACAGACGUAUCCAUGACACCCGCGUCGCAGUCGAGGUGCGGAACGCGCCAGCGCCACUACCCCAGGUCAUGACCGUCACUGAUCAGCGGUAA
Messenger RNA from Colletotrichum graminicola M1.001, 819 nucleotides. RefSeq lists its product as uncharacterized. Gene Ontology annotation, molecular function: transcription coregulator activity. The record is from RefSeq and is a predicted model, not a curated record. Gene Ontology annotation, cellular component: core mediator complex; mediator complex. The transcript is spliced from 2 exons. Gene Ontology annotation, biological process: regulation of transcription by RNA polymerase II; termination of RNA polymerase II transcription. Bases 1 to 819 code for a protein of 272 amino acids. NCBI's taxonomy places the organism in Eukaryota, Fungi, Ascomycota, Sordariomycetes, Glomerellales, Glomerellaceae.